This is a messenger RNA of Myodes glareolus (Bank vole), 3183 nucleotides long. NCBI's taxonomy places the organism in Eukaryota, Metazoa, Chordata, Mammalia, Rodentia, Cricetidae. The record is from RefSeq and is a predicted model, not a curated record.
AGGACCCGCCCCCAUGGCAGUCACUGCAGGAACUGGAAGUUAAAUGUUCCUGCUAAGAAACAUUUUCUUUGACUGUUCCUACCUGGGUGUUUGCUGUGGUCUAGCCUGGGAGGGUCUAGCCAAGGUCCAGCCAGAACAGAGAGAGAGAGCCUGUCACCAUGCCGGCUUGCUGCAGCUGGAAUGACGUCUUGCAAUAUGAGACAAACAAAGUCACCCGGAUCCAGAGUGUGAAUUAUGGCACCAUUAAGUGGGUCUUGCAUGUGAUCGUCUUUUCUUAUGUUAGCUUUGCUUUAGUGAGUGACAAGCUGUACCAGCGGAAGGAGCCUGUUAUCAGCUCUGUGCACACCAAGGUCAAAGGGAUCGCAGAGGUGACAGAGAACAUCACGGAGGGUGGGGAGAUGAAGUCACUGCGCAACAUCUUUGACACCGCAGACUACACCUUCCCUUUGCAGGGGAACUCGUUCUUUGUGAUGACAAACUACCUCAAGUCAGAAGGCCAAGAACAGAAGCUUUGUCCUGAGUUUCCCACCAGCCCCAGUGCAAAGUGUAAAUCCGACAGGGACUGUAUAAAGGGAUGGAUGGACCCUCUAAGCAAAGGAAUCCAGACUGGCAAGUGUGUACAGUACGAUAAGAACCGGAAGACCUGUGAAAUCUUUGCCUGGUGUCCCGCUGAGGAGGGGAAAGAGGCCCCCCGGCCUGCACUCUUGGGGAGCGCUGAAAACUUCACUGUGCUCAUCAAAAACAAUAUUGACUUCCCCGGCCACAACUAUACGACGAAAAACAUUUUUCCAGAUCUGAAGAUCCCUUGUACCUUUCAUAAAACUCAGAACCCUCAAUGUCCCAUUUUCCGACUAGGGGACAUCUUCCAAGAAGCAGGAGAGAACUUUUCAGAGGUAGCAAUUCAGGGAGGAAUCAUGGGCAUUGAGAUCUACUGGGACUGCAACUUGGACAGCUGGUCCCAUCGCUGUCGUCCCAAGUACAGCUUCCGCCGCCUGGAUGACAAGUACACCAACAAGUCCUUGAUCCCUGGCUACAACUUCAGAUACGCCAAGUACUAUAAGGAAAACAACGUGGAAAAACGGACACUGAUCAAAGCCUUUGGGAUCCGCUUUGACAUCCUGGUUUUUGGCACGGGAGGAAAAUUCGACAUCAUCCAGCUGGUUGUGUACAUUGGAUCCACACUGUCCUACUUUGGCUUGGCCACUGUAUUCAUCGACUUGCUCAUCAACACAUACUCAAGCGCCUUCUGCAGGUCCGGCGUCUACCCCUGCUGUAAGUGCUGUGAAUUCUGUGCGGUCAAUGAGUACUACUACAGGAAGAAGUACGAGCUGGUCAUGGAGCCAAAGUCGACGUUAAAGUAUGUGUCCUUUGUGGAUGAGCCCCACAUUCGGAUGGUGGACCAGCAGCUGCUCGGGAAGAGUCUGCAAGUUGUCAAAGGCCAAGAAGUUCCAAGGCCUCAGGCGGAUAUUAUGAACCUGUCUAGGCUGUCCCUCUCUCUCCACGACUCACCUCCCAUUCCUGGACAACCUGAGGAAGUGCAGCUGCUGUGUAAACAGGUGGCCCCCGGGUCCAAGGACAGCCCAGGCUGGUGCCAGUGUGGAAACUGCCUCCCGUCGCGGCUCCCAGAGAAUCGCAGGGCCCUGGAGGAGUUAUGCUGCCGGAGGAAGCCGGGACCCUGCAUCACCACCUCAGAGCUCUUCCGGAAGCUCCUGCUGUCCAGACAGGCGCUGCAGCUCCUCCUGCUCUACCAGGAGCCCUUGCUGGUGCUGGAGGAAGAGGCCACCAACCGCCGCCUACGACACUGUGCGUACAGGUGCUAUGCCAUCUGGCGCUUCGGCUCCCAGGACAUGGCUGACUUUGCCAUCCUGCCCAGUUGCUGCCGCUGGCGGAUCCGGAAGGAGUUCCCCAAGACUGAGGGGCAGUACAGUGGCUUCAAGUACCCCUACUGACAUGGCUGCCACAUUAUGGUGGCUCAGAGCAGCUUUUCUUUGCAGACCUAGAGCCACAUUUUCAGACAAAGGGAACUUAGUUUUCCUCCCGCGGAAGGUCUUUGUGUGCUGAAGACCCCGAUUAGACCAACCCGCAAGCGCACAAGCCCUCUCCACAUGGAUGAGGACCUGACGCAGAUCUGAGUCUGGAGUCUGACCCUGGGCUUUAAAGUGUACAUAGGCUCCUCAUUUCCCAGCCUGCUCUCCCUAAACUAGCCUGAGUCCGGUGUAGGUGGAUGUCUUGUAAAAGUUUACAUAGCUCUGUGGAUGCAAAGGUCUAACCCUAAAAACAAACCCUUUGGGAUUUGAGAAUGCCCAGAGAGGUAAAAGAUGGCUACCAAUUCUCUGACAUCCCCUCCCCCAAACCAACCCAACCCUCAAGACUCAAAGACAUUGUUUUCCCCUCCCCAUUACAGGCAGCUCUGGUGGCUCCAUCCAGUAGUGGGUGUGUCCUUGCAUCUAUCUUAGGACCUUGUUUUAAGAGGCUAACAUCUCCCCCUUCCUGUCCUUGGAACUCUUGCUGAGGGGAAGCCAGCCCAAGUAGAGAGUCUGGCUGUAGGAGGCACCUCUGCGGCAGGAAAACCCGAGCAGCUCCACAGAAAGGUACUGACACUGCCAGCUCAUCGCCUCUAAGCCCGGUCACCACACAGGGAGAGAAGCUCCCUUCAGGUGAUUCCAGACCCUGUUAAUGUGUGACUGAAACUGCAGGGGACACGCUAAGCACCAACUGCCCGAUCAACCCAGAGGAGCACCUUUCCGUCUUAAGUCAUUAAGUCUGGGGGAGAGGGGUUGGCACCCAGCAAUGGGACAAGAGGAGGACACUGAGACCUGGAGUCACUGCAAAAUGCAAUGCUCUCUUGGGCAGUUGUAAGAGAAUUCAUUAACUCAAUUUAGAAGUCAUCAAAUCUAACUUAUACAAGGUAUAGUCUGAUCCUCAUUGCUAUCCAAGGGUUCCAAGUGACUGUUAUCAGAGACUGGUAAAAGCCACCUCUGUGUCUCUGACGUCCUGGACUUUACAGCCACUGAGUGUGGAGGCUGUCUGAGAGCUUCCUUCAAAAGCAGCCCAGACGUCCAGGACAGAGUGAUUCCAGAGCCCAGAAGGCCGAGGCAGGAAGGCUGGGAGUUCCAGGCCAGCCUGGGCCACAUGGCAAGACCACGUCUUUUUUUAUUAUUAUUAUUAAAAGAUUUAUUUUUA